AUGGACAGCUGCCGUUGGUGCUUGCCGGCGCGGGGGACGAGGGCGCCGGUGCCGAAGCAGGGGGGCGGGUACCGCGGCAAGGGGGCGCCGAACGAGGUGUUCCACAUUGACAUUUGCGGCGGCUACACGGCGACCAUCGGCGGCAACCACUACAUGCUCUUGGGCGUGGACGCCGCCACGGGCUGGAUGGUCUGCUAUGCGAUGCGGCGGAACUCGGAGGCGCUGGCGGUCUUCAAGCGCAUGGUCGUGGACGCCGCUCGCAAGGCCGGCACCGCGAUCAAAUGCAUCCGCUGCGACUGCGACGCGCUCUGGACCAGCGGUAGCUUCAAGGAGUUCUGCGCCGGCAUGGGGAUCGCGCUCGAGUUCUCCCCUCCCGGCGUGCAGCAGUACAACGGCGUCGUCGAGAGCGCCAUCCAGAGGUGCCUGAAGGUGGCCAAGGCUUCUCGCCGGGCUGCCCAAGAGCUGCUUGGCCCUGCCGGAUUUUCAUGCAUCCGCGGGCUGAGCGUACGGGGCGAUGAGCUCUGGACGGAGUCCGCAAAAGACGCCGCGCAGAAGCUGAACAAGUCUGCAUCUCCAUCCAACCCAAGGGGUGCGUCGCCGCAGGAGCUCUACACCGGCAAGAAAGGCCCUUUUCGCUUGAUUUUCGUUUUUCCAGUACGGUUUCAUGUGGGAACGGCCGGCGACCAAGAUGGACGACAGAGCCGUGCCGUGUUUUUUCCUCAAUGCCGGAGANNNNAUCUGCAGGAAGCUUUAAGGGAUGCUUCCCGGUACAGACACUCCGUUUCGCAUGUCGUCCGGGAUGUCUGGCCAAUCCGAAGAGCGUGAGGGCUUCCUUGGCCGCGCAUGGCGUUACUGCUGAACGUCGGUUACCGUCCUUAUGCUCCGCGGGCGUCGUCUGUACAUUCAACAUGCAUUCCCGGUCUCAAAAUUCGAAGACUGGUAGCGAGGUUGACGAUCGCCCGUUGUAGGUAGGAGAGCGAUCACCCUCUCCCAUGGACGGGGGUGCUAGCUCGGCCGAGAGCAAAGUUGCUUGCCACUAUGUAUCUACNAGCCGUGCCGUGUUUUUUCCUCAAUGCCGGAGAUAACCACGCAAGUUGACCGUGGCCGUAGAGCUCGCAAAUGCAGCCACUGGAGCAGCAGUCGUGCCGCUGUCACCCGGUGGUUGGUGCGAAGGAAAUGUGUCACAACGAACAACCCAAGGCGUGCAUGUCGGCGGGAGAGAUUCUCAAUCUGCAGGAAGCUUUAAGGGAUGCUUCCCGGUACAGACACUCCGUUUCGCAUGUCGUCCGGGAUGUCUGGCCAAUCCGAAGAGCGUGAGGGCUUCCUUGGCCGCGCAUGGCGUUACUGCUGAACGUCGGUUACCGUCCUUAUGCUCCGCGGGCGUCGUCUGUACAUUCAACAUGCAUUCCCGGUCUCAAAAUUCG
Molecule: messenger RNA, 1424 nt
Organism: Ectocarpus sp. CCAP 1310/34
Lineage: Eukaryota; Phaeophyceae; Ectocarpales; Ectocarpaceae
Source: the annotation of a GenBank genome assembly